Messenger RNA from Salmo salar (Atlantic salmon), 2141 nucleotides. Its product is annotated as Fc receptor-like protein 5. Gene Ontology annotation, cellular component: external side of plasma membrane. Gene Ontology annotation, molecular function: transmembrane signaling receptor activity. The record is from RefSeq and is a predicted model, not a curated record. Gene Ontology annotation, biological process: immune response; cell surface receptor signaling pathway. Lineage: Eukaryota; Metazoa; Chordata; Actinopteri; Salmoniformes; Salmonidae.
AGCUGGCUUGGCUUGCCACCUUACAACUGAGCAAAGGUUUGAGGGAAGUCCUACACUUACGUAUUUAUCUAUUUUUACAAUUCUCUAGAAUAUUUCUCUGCUUUUCUGUGUACGGUGAAGAGGUGUGAUCUUAGCAUGAUGUGGUGUGAUCUAAGCAGACUGUCAUCAUAUAGGAAGUAGAGGGUUUGUUAGAAGGACUGUAGUUGUAGAGAAAGUCACUUGUCUGUGGGGACAGAAUGGAGCACACCUUGCUCUGUUUGCUACUAUUGCUGAGUACACACAUCUACUCUGGACACUCUGAAGAUGAUGGACAGGCAAAGGCUGUUCUGACCAUACGCCCCAAAUCCUCCCAGAUAUUCAGUGGAGAGUCUGUCACUUUCAGAUGUAACAUACAGAGGGGAAAAGUCACUGACUGGGAAUACACAUGGCGCAAGGAUGUUGUAGACUUAUUCAGUAGGAAGCAUAAAUAUGAGAUCAGUGAGGUUAAUAUUUCAAACAGUGGUAACUACUGGUGUCUGGGUAGACAUAUUGAUCAGAAGAAGGAUUCUAAGUGGAGUGAUGCAGUCACACUGACGGUGACAGCUCUGCCUACAGCCUCAGUGAAGAUGGUCACUACCCAGGAGACACUGUAUCCCAGAGACACAGUCAAGCUGCAGUGUGACAUAUCAAACUACACAGGCUGGACGUACCACUGGUUAAUGAAUAAAGAACUGCUUUCCAGUCAGACCAGUAAAACAAGCACCAUCUCUCUCUCUGACCAGGCUGGUCAGUACCAGUGUCAGGGGACAAGGACAAAACGGCCCCAAAAUUCAUAUCUCAGCUCAUCUCUCCACAUUAGCGUCACAGCUCUUCCUGAAACUACACUGACCGUAAAUCCAAACCCAGCAUAUAAAGGAGAGACAGUAACUCUGACGUGUUCAGUGGGGUCUGACAGUGGCUGGAGCUAUACAUGGCACAAAGACAACACUAAGAAAGUAGUGACCUUGUCUGACAGACACACUACAACAGGAGCCACCUUCACCAUCAGUAGAGCUGCUGAGUCUGACCAGGGUCUCUACUGGUGUCAGGGAGAGAUCCAGUCCAGAUCCAUAUCAUCAAUCAUCAGUGAUCCUGUCACUAUCACUGUGAAAGGCGUAAAUCCUGGACCCUCUACAUCAGUCCUAGUAGGAGUGGUUGUGGGCCUGGUUGUUGCUGGUGUUCUACUGGCCAUUCUCCUGGUACUGCUGUGUCGAUAUAAAAAAGCCAAAGAUUCCUGUUGCAACAGAAUAUUCUCGCCCCCCCAGCCCCAGAGCACCAACCUGGACCCCCAACAGGACCAAGGAUCUACCCAGAGCCAGGCUCCUGAUGCUGGGUAUACACAUCUACAGCAUGAUGGCGCUAACAUCUAUGAUACAAUCACACCCUCAGACAAUGAUGACAAUGAUGCUGGUACUGCUACUGCUGGAUCAAGUGAUGUGAUGUACGCACAGAUUCAACUCAAACAGUUGGACAAGAAAAAGAAAAAAAUGACAGCUGAUCCAAAAGAAAAUCCAGUCUAUUCUGCGGUGAAGACAGGGAAGACCACAGCAGCAACUGGACUUGUUGAUGUGACCUAUGCUGAGGUUAACCUUAAACAGAAGGCCAAAGCCAAGAAGAAGAAAGAAACAGCAACCCCACCUGAGGCAGAUUUGGUCUAUUCUCAAUUGAAGCCAUGUACAGCCCCAGGUACUUGAGGGGGUAAGGGAUGGAGGGAUGGAUGGAUGGAGGGAAGGAUGGAGGGACAGAAGGAUGGAAGGACACACCAUCAGAAGAGCAGAAGGAACCCAGAACAUGGAUGUUGUACGCUCAACACACACAAGCAAACACACAUGCACAAACACACACGCAAUAACACCUUGUACAUCAAGGAGUUCUCACUUAUUUUAUUUACUUAUUUUAUUGUAUUUCAACAUGGUUAAAUUGUGUUUCACUGUAACAGCUUUUUUUAACAAUAUGGUACAUCGUCGUAUUGUGUAUUGAGUUUAUUGUUGAUUUAUUCAGAUGAUAGAAUAACGUAUUUGUUUUUGAAUUUCCCAAAAAGUACUAUUCCCGUUUUCUUCUAAUCACCUGUACUUUUACAAUAUCUUUGCGUUGUGCUUUUUUAAUAAACUAUUUUUCAUCCA